Molecule: messenger RNA, 4349 nt
Organism: Ictalurus furcatus (blue catfish)
Lineage: Eukaryota; Metazoa; Chordata; Actinopteri; Siluriformes; Ictaluridae
Gene: sft2d2b
Product: SFT2 domain containing 2b
Exons: 7
Coding region: 1189-1899 (236 amino acids)
Biological process (GO): vesicle-mediated transport
Cellular component (GO): membrane
Source: RefSeq, a predicted model, not a curated record
CAGUGUUAGCUUAAAAUUGUUUUUAUUUAUUUUUUAUUGUACAUAUUUUAUGUAGCCUAUUGUAGUUUUAUCCUGUAUUUCUUUUUAUAUCAUUUUAAUUAUAGCUUCUUUAUUCUAUUUUGCACACACUUUUUUAUUAUACAUUUUAAUAUUAUUAUUUUAAAUGUAUUUUUCCUGUUGCACUGUUAUUGAUCUAUUUUACGAUUUAAUUAUUGUUUUAAUAACACUUUUUGUGUUUUACCCACACUAGAGUAGUGUAAUAGAAUUAGGACAAGUGCUAUAAAUAAAUAUGAUGGGAAAUAUUCUGAAUCUACAUUUCUACAUUGAAACGUUUUUUUUUAAUUAUUGUUGUUUGUUUGUUUACUCAUUUAUUUAGUUAGUUAUUGAGCAUGAUUUUAUAUAUUACAGAAUUGUAGAACUUUUCUAUAUUCCAUUAAUAGUACUUUAGAUAUUUGUACCUUUAUUCUUUCUAUUUUGUCUAUGCUUUUUAUAAUAUAUGUUAUAUUGUUAUUAUUUUCUUCUAUCUGAAGUUCUAACUGAACUAUUAUUAUAUUAUUAGUCGACUAUUUGAGUAUUUUGUUUCUUUAUUUCUCUAUCGUUGUUUUUUUUUUGUUUGUUUGUUUGUUUUGCUUCCCACUGUAAAGCACUUUGAGUUAUAUUUUAAGUCAUUAAACAAGGGGACAAGGAAAGAUGUAAUUCAUUAAAAAAAAAUAGUUUACAAUUUAUCUAUAAAAACAGAAUCCCAAGAAGUGAAAACAGAAACGUGUGUGAAUGCUGUAACAGGACAUCCCGAGAAAAACUGUUUAAAAUUAAGAAGUGACUUUCUUCAGACUCCAAACCUGAUUUAAAGAAGUUUAGAACAUCUUAACAGAUAUAUAUAUAUACAUAUAUUGUAUUAUAUUCCUAAUAUGAAUUGGCCAGUUUCAGUGUUACAGAUGUGGCAUUUGAACCCUUGUUGACUCGUGUCUCAUUGUCUGAGUCAUUAAGACUUCAAGUACACUACAAGAGACAAGAGAAUGAUAAAUGUUUUGCAUAUACAUUAGAUAAAUAUGGUUGGAACAGGUUUGAAGUGGUUCUUGACAGGAUGUAGAGGUGAUAUGGUUAAACAGUUCAUUUUUCUGUGGAACGAUCCGGACCGAAGUGGAUGAUUGGAAAGCAUAUUAUUUAAUAUGUUAUAUUGUCCUGUAUAUGUUUUUGGUGAUAACUUGGUAUGUUUGUUGUUAUUCUAUAGUCGGCGGGAGACGUGACCACGCUGGGCUGGGGAACACGCGUCAAGGCUUUUAUCGCCUGCUUUGUCUUGGGAGUCGUCUGUUCCAUCCUGGUAAGCUGAUUCAGAGUCUAAAGUUGUUUUACAUGGGAUACUACAUGAACCAGCAUGGUUUGGAAGCUUAUCAAGAAAGGAAAAGGAGUUUUAACACUUUUAUCUGUUUUUAUAUUUUAUUUACCCUCCUUAGUCUGAUUAAAGAACUGUCAACAAACUUUGAUGUCAACAUGAUGUUUAAAGACACAUGGACAGAAUGGAAAGUUCAGACUAGAUAUCUCAUCCGUUCAGAAUCUGUGGCUCUAGGAUCGUGUUUGCUCUGGGUUCCUAAAAAAGGACUGAUCUUGUUCGCCGUCUUCUACACCUUUGGCAACAUUGCCUCGCUCCUAAGCACCGUGUUUUUGAUGGGGCCGUUGAAUCAGCUGAAGAGGAUGUGUGACAAGACGAGAGCGCUGGCGACGGCCGUCAUGAUCACGUGCCUUGUGUUGACACUUUGCUCUGCAUUUUGGUGGCAAAACAAAGGCCUGGCCGUGCUCUUCUGCAUCCUCCAGUUCCUGGCUUUAACUUGGUACAGCUUGUCAUAUAUUCCAUUUGCAAGGGACGCGCUGAUUAAGAUGUUCUCCAUGUGUUUGAAGUGAUGUGUAGUGGCGUGUGGAGCUCGGACCUCUCUCGCCCAACCGUUCUCCCUCUCCCUCUCUUCCUCUCCCUCUCUCUUUCUCGGCGCCUGAUCUCGCUUCAGCUCUGCUACGCCCUGAGUGCCCGCUGCUAGUGCCCACUCGAGCGCCCACUCUAUUGCCUGACACACACACACACACACACACACACACGCGCACACACACACACACUGCAGGUGUGCGUUUCCUCUCCUGAUGCUUGGCUGCUCUCCAGGAAUGUGUAUGAACACACAUAUUCUCUUUUACAAGUAGGUGAAGGAAUCAGACGUGAAUUUAAUACGACUCAGAGGUGCAUUAGGUAAAAGUUUGUAGGGGGAAAAGGUUUCUAACAGUUCAAUGGGUUGAAUAAGAUUUGAAUGAUUUUUUAUUUUUUUUUAAACUCACUGAGCCCACCCCUAUUUCCACCCCUGAGCUCAGCUCUCAAAACUUACAUCGGUUCAACUGGAGUUAGCAUGUUAACUAGAGUUACCAUUCAAGCUCACUCAGACAUUGUGCUGCCCGAAAACUGAAAGUUACAACUCCUAACAUAUAAACAGAUAAAACAUGCAAAAUUCUCAUAAUGAUUCAAGAGAAUGUGAAGGGGCGUUGGGGGCGUGUCUAUAAUAUGAUUGACAAGAGGACAAAUCCAAGUACAAACAACCAUCCUGGACCAGAAGGCAGGUUUCCAAACUUUUUUUUUUUUUUAAUCAGCUACAUUUGUUCUGUGAAAAUGGCUUCAGCUAUUAUUUUUGUAAUCAUUUCUACAUAAUUCUGCCUAUUAUUUGUAGUAGGAAGACAUGAAGAAUAUUGGCUAUUGCAGCUUUAAAGCGCACCUAUUAUGGUUUUGAAACGUGCCUAAUUUUGUUUUAAAGGUCUCAUACAAUACAUUUACAUGCAUCCAAGAUAAAAAAAAAAACACUUUAAUGUGCUCAUAAUUUAAACUGCAGCAUUACCUUUUUUCCCCCAGUGUCACAAACGACUCGUUAAAUGAUUCAUUCUAAACUCCCCCUGUCAGAGAACAUACUCUGCUCUGAUUGGUCAGACAUCCCAGUCUGUUGUGAUUGGUCCACCGCUGUCAGCGAGCAGCCGAUGAAGAUCAGAGGCGGGGCUUUUUGUUACAAACCUACCUAGGUUAGUACAGGAAGUAAAGUCUGGAAUUACUAACGACUCAUCUCAGCUGUUCAGAAUCGAUUCCUUCUUUUGGGAGUCAAUAACUCUGUCGUGCGCUUUGAUUUUUUAAACUUCAGACUUUUUAAAUUCAAAAACAGCUUUAUAACACACUACAUGAAAGGUAAUAUUUCAUAAACCAUAAUAGGUGCACUUUAAAUUGCGAUGUGUGGUGUUGUCAAAAAUUGACAAGAAGAUGCCUUUAUAAUUUAAUAGAGAUCAUUUUUAGAAAUAGUAUAAAGGUUACUGUAAAGUUGUUGGGUUUUUUUUUUGUAACCAGCCAUGUUUUGGUCAUAACAUUUUAACAUGGUAACCACUUUUAGUUCUUGGAUUAGAUUACAUUAAAUUAGAUUAAGCCUAUCCCUGGAUUGAAUUAUUUUAUAAAUCUGGAUACUUGAGAUUGAAUUUAACACUCAACAUUUGUUGGGGUUUUUGGUUGUUUGUCUGUUUGUAUGUUUUUGACAUUUUUUUGUCAUUUUUGUUACCGAAGAUUUCUUAAUCAUCCUGUUGUUUUCUCUGUUUACAUAACUGAAUUCUGCUCAUAUUAUUUCUACAUGUUAUACAUUUCCACAAAGCUUUGUUUUUGUUUUUUUGUUGUUGUUGUUGAUCACUGUUUUUUUUUUUGUUUGUUUGUUUUUUUUGUUUUGUUUUUUUUGUUUUUUUUAACUGCUGGUCUUUCCAGGCUAUAAUAAUGUGUUUGAGUUUUAAGCUGACAUGGGAAGAGUCAGUCAGCAUUUCCCGUGUGUGCUACGAAGCAUGAAAAUUGUGUGUGAGAGACUUAAAAACAAAAAGUAGCCUGUGUUGUAAAAGGUCAUGCACAAAAUGGAUGCUUGAAAUUAAGCCUAUAUUACAAUUUCAGAAGAUAAUACUAUAAUUUCCUCAGCAGUGCAUUAGUUUUGAAGCUAAACAGCUCCGGAAACACAUCAUAAUCAUCCACAAGUAGAUUUCUGUUUCUGUACUAUGAUCUUGUCAUGAUGUUGAAGAGAUUUGUCAUGCCUUUUUUUUUUUUUUUAAAGUAAUAUGUUACUUUUACAUUUCUGAUGAGUGCCUGGAUUUUCCAAUAAUGUCAACAGGGUUAUCUUGUGUCUUGUGUUACAGCUUUUAGUUUGCCUCGUGUUAUUUAAUGAUUAACCUACUGUCUAUUGAGGCUCACUUUCUGUGCUGUAGGAUACUAAAACAUUUCCUCUGUUGUAUACGUGUGAAAUGUGUCUGAUGUUACCAGUUGCAGCCCUUAUGAACAAAUAUCAUUAAAAUCUUAUUUAAGUCUG